Messenger RNA from Besnoitia besnoiti, 1011 nucleotides. RefSeq names its product SAG-related sequence. The coding region runs from base 1 to 1011 and encodes 336 amino acids. The record is from RefSeq and is a predicted model, not a curated record. Gene Ontology annotation, cellular component: membrane. The transcript has a single exon. Lineage: Eukaryota; Apicomplexa; Conoidasida; Eucoccidiorida; Sarcocystidae.
AUGGCGGUGUCGCGGCACGCAAAAAGUAUGUGGGGAAUUUGCUUCACCGUUUCGGCGGUGUUGGUACUUCUGGAACCAAUCCGCGGUCACGCAGAAGAAAAGCCUGCGUCCGGUGAAGUAAAGACAUGCACGCCUCAAGCGACUGAGACCGAGGUGGCCUUGUCACUCACUCCCGAGAUGUCGAGCAUUUCGUUCAACUGUGGUACCAAAACUGCAGUACUUAGUCCCGCAAACAAUUCUUUCAGCGUUAAGCCUGACUGCAGUGAGCCACAGCCUCUUACGAACCUGUGUUCCGGCGCCACACUAACGAAAGCCGGAGAGACAACAGGCGAAUUGCAAACUUACGUGCUAACCGUCCCUCAAGAGGGUCGCAGAGGCCAGAUUCUGUACUACAGCUGCAGUGAAGCCGCUCCCAUUGAAAACAGGCGACAGGUGAAGGGAGAUCCCGGCGCUGCUGGCAACAAAGGCAAGUGCACUCUCAAGAUCACCCUCGAGAAACCACCGACUGAGGCCCAAGACGACCAGGGAAAGCCGCCCGCUGCCCUCGAAUGCAAGGCAGGCACGUUGACCGCGACCGCUUCCACAGAGAAACCCGUUUCCUUCAAAUGCUCUGAAUCCAUGGUGCUGCAUCCAGAGAAUUCCGCCGACGUGUUUGAGGACAGCGACGGUAAAUGCGCGAAGAAGGAAUCGCUCGCGAAGCUCGUUGAUGCCACAUUGAGUUCCAAACCACAGGGUGGAGACCAGCCUGGAGCCAAAGAAUACACAUUCGCUGUAAAGACGCCUCCUGUUCACGAUACGGCGCUUUGCUACAAAUGUGUCGCCGCGGACACGGACAGCCAGAAGAGUCGCUCUGCGUCUAUGCGAGCAACACCGGCUGACGAAGGGAAGGAAUGCGUGGUCAAGAUUUCCGUCACGGGGACGUCGGGGGCGUCUCCGUCUGGAGCAGCAGUGUGGGCUGUGCCUGUCUGCCUGAUCGGGGGGGGAUUAAUCAUGAAUCUGCUCUACGUGUGA